CUCCAUAGCAGUCUGCUCCUCUCUAGCUAUGCAGGAACAGGUGGUGUUACUCGCUGCUGUGUCCCUACUGGGGGUGUUGGAACAAGCUUACUUCUCUCUCCAGGUGAUCUACGCCCGGAGGAAGUACUCUGUUCCCCCCCCUGCCACCUCCGGUCACCCGGACUUCGAGAGAGUUUACAGAGCUCAGGUUAAUUCUUCAGAGUACUUCCCCAUCUUCCUCACGGUGUUAUGGGUGUCCGGAGUGUUCUUCAGCCAAGGUGUGUCUUCGCUGUGUGGUCUCCUGUACCUGUGUGGACGCUUCUGUUACUUCACAGGCUAUGCAAAGUCAGCGCAAGGAAGACUGGCCCCGUUGUACUUCAGUGCCAAGAUUCUCUGGGUUCUCAUCGUGUUCUCCUCCCUGGGCGUGCUAUGCUCGUUGUUCCGUUUCCACCUCGACAUGGACCUUCCACAGCUGGUUCUUCGGGGUCUGGUGGAGUAAGCGGCACGAGGGACGAAGCUGUUCAUCUGGAUGAUAUUGGAAAAGGCACUUGUCAAUCAACAGUCGAGAAAUCGUUUGCGUUUUGAUAUUUAAAUACCAUGGUGUUAUGGCCACUACACUAGAUGGCGCCAUAGUCUAUGUGAUGCCUUUUCAGAGUUUCGGGGGGGGGGGCUAUAUUCCAGAAAUUAUAAAAUAGUUUAUUUUAUUGAACUGUCAAUUGACUGUCACAAAGGUGUGUUUUAUUAAAAGUACAUUUUACAUAUUGAA
Messenger RNA from Hypomesus transpacificus, 745 nucleotides. It is a transcript of the gene ltc4s, whose product is annotated as leukotriene C4 synthase. Lineage: Eukaryota; Metazoa; Chordata; Actinopteri; Osmeriformes; Osmeridae. The record is from RefSeq and is a predicted model, not a curated record. Gene Ontology annotation, cellular component: nuclear envelope; membrane; endoplasmic reticulum. The transcript is spliced from 5 exons. Gene Ontology annotation, molecular function: glutathione peroxidase activity; enzyme activator activity; leukotriene-C4 synthase activity. Gene Ontology annotation, biological process: leukotriene biosynthetic process. Bases 29 to 478 code for a protein of 149 amino acids.